UUGAUUGGUUGGUUAGCAAACUGAAGCUGUUGGAACCACGUAAGGCUGCUGGUUGUAUGAAGCGUCUGAUUGUCCAAAGCCAGCUGAUGGUGCGUCAAAAUUCAGUUAGUACCCAGGAAAGUCAGCCUCUGGUGUCGGAUGGCAACCGCAACCAACCACGAUGGCGUUCGACGUCAAACGACGCUGUUACCUGUGGUCUCUGUGGCCAGCCAACUGACCCUGCUGAUUGGUGGUGUCAGCAUCAUCGACUUCCAUAUCGCCGUUAUUGCUGCGGCAAUGGGCCCUGCCCGCUGUGUGGAGAAAAUAUUCAGGCGCGUCCACCAGCUGCCGGCCAGUCCACCUACCGGUCAGCUGAACGAGCUUGCUUUGAUGUUGAUCAUGAUCGGUCCAUGGAGGACAAGCCGAGUCUACCACGCUUGUUAUUCAUGGAAAGGGUUACGCUCUUCAGUGUGGACUCGAGUACUCGUUGCAGGUGGUGUAGUCACUGUUGGUGUAACUGCAUUGGCGCUACCAGUAUUUGCCUCUGAAAUGCAAGCACAUCCAGCUGCACUCCCUUGGUGCCACAAUGGUAUCCUGUCAACUUAUGAUCAUGCAGCCGUAAGGCGUGGGUAUCAAGUCUACAAGGAGGUGUGUUCUGCUUGCCACAGUAUGCAAUACCUUGCUUAUCGUCACUUGGUCAACGCGGUUCUCACGGAAGAUGAAGCCAAGGCUGAUGCUUCGGAAAUUCAAGUGACUGAUGGGCCCGAUGACAAAGGUGACAUGUUUCAGCGUCCUGGGCGCCUCUCUGACACCCUUCCUUCUCCUUACCCAAAUGUCGAAGCGUCCCGUGCUGCGAAUAACGGUGCCGCCCCACCAGAUUUGACUUAUGUUGUGAAGGCUCGCCAUGGAAAGGAAGAUUAUGUCUUCCAUCUAUUAACCGGCUAUUGUGAACCUCCUGCUGGCCGAAACGUUGCCGAAGGCCAGUACUACAACCCUUAUUUCCCAGGUGGAGCGAUCAGUAUGGCUCGACCGCUGUAUGAUGAUAUGAUUCAGUAUGCAGAUGGAACACCUGCAACAACCAGUCAGAUGGCCAAAGAUGUUGUGAGCUUUCUCUGUUGGUCCUCCGACAGAAACCAUGAUCAGCGCAAGCGGUUUUUGUUCAAGGCUCUCAUCGUCAUGGCUAUAGCAGUAGCUGUUGUGGGUGUAGCCAAACGGAAGCGUUGGAGCAAUAUAAAGUCACGCAAGCUUGUGUAUAAGAACCGCCCCAUGCCCAAGGAUGUUUGACUGACUGACUUUCUUAGCACGUUUUUCUGCUCCUUUUAUUGUCUCGCACCUCUUUGUUCCCAGGCCGUCUACCGCUCCCACUCAACCGUUCUGUCCCUUUCUUUCCCAAUGGUGGAUAUGUGACUGUUUCUUCGCUGGUUUCUGUCUACUUUCAGAUCUUCAGUUGCAGGCACGCAUUGUUCUCCCGUUUUUAUACGGCCAAGUUUCUGUGCUUUUGUUCUAAGCACUGCCCCACUGCAAAUGAGUACUUUAGACUAAUGCGCUAGGAAAAACAUAGACAACCGUGA
Messenger RNA from Opisthorchis viverrini, 1550 nucleotides. RefSeq lists its product as hypothetical. Gene Ontology annotation, molecular function: electron transfer activity; heme binding. Lineage: Eukaryota; Metazoa; Platyhelminthes; Trematoda; Opisthorchiida; Opisthorchiidae. Gene Ontology annotation, biological process: mitochondrial electron transport, ubiquinol to cytochrome c. The transcript has 6 exons. The coding region runs from base 139 to 1263 and encodes 374 amino acids. The record is from RefSeq and is a predicted model, not a curated record.